AUGAGCAUUGACUUCCUGUCUGAGUUUCGGAUUCGCGAAGGCGAGGUUGACAUUCGCCAGGCUCGGUGGUACAUUAUCGCAGCGUCGGCUCUCACAGCUGCGGCCGCUGGGGAGCACGUAGGUGAACUGUAUCGUCAAGUAACGACUGGAUUGCCCCUUGAAGACAGAAAGAUCGUGCAACGAAGAAUCAAAGAGGCACUCCUCAAAGCAUCGAUCCUUUGCGGAGUCCCGCGGUCGGCAGUAGCAUUCAGUGCUCUCUAUGCCAUACUACCAGAGGACGAAAUCGACACCUAUAGCCCUAGAACUGAAAAGUUCAACAACCCCGGCGACGAGCAGAGAAGGGCUGAGAGAGGUCGUAAGUAUUUUGACACCCUCUGGGGCGGACCUUCCGGGGGACAGGCGCAACGAGACCGGGCGAGUAAAUAUUAUCCGGAUGUUUAUUUGCUCAAUAUAAAAACCAACUACGAGCUUUGGAUGAGCGAGGACGCCAUCCUGUCCAAUAUCGAAACUCAGCUGUGCAACGUGGCUUUGUUAAUAUGCAACAACUCACCCACCCAGAUGCUGUGGCAUCUGAACGGGCUGCUUCGGCAUGGAGCAACCAGGGAAGAAGCCCAGUUUGCCCAAGAUCUCGCUCUAGCAGUUGCACGGCAGUUCAAUGCCAAAACCGGUGAUAUUACAAAGAUCGAGGACCUCAAACUGUAA
Messenger RNA from Cladophialophora bantiana CBS 173.52, 702 nucleotides. RefSeq lists its product as uncharacterized. The record is from RefSeq and is a predicted model, not a curated record. The transcript is spliced from 4 exons. Lineage: Eukaryota; Fungi; Ascomycota; Eurotiomycetes; Chaetothyriales; Herpotrichiellaceae. Bases 1 to 702 code for a protein of 233 amino acids.